AUGGAAGACUAUUGGUAUGUCCAACAAGCACCGUAUCAAAUAGCAUUCUCCUCAACCUUUGAUCCGGAUGAUGAAAACUUUUCACUCCAACAACCACCGCCACCCAAAUUGACCAAAGUCUUUAGUGGAACGGCAAGAGCGGAUUGGGAACAAGUAGUACGAGAUAUGCCACCGCAGGAACGUAGUAAUUGGUUGGAGCAACAGCAACAACAACAACGACAACACAGAUCCAACAGCGGCGACAGUAAGAAUAUCCUGGAUGCGUUACACCUACAAUACCAGCAAUCAUCAUCGUCAUCUUCACCAGAACAAUCGACAGAAGAAUGGGUAUUUGAAGUACGAACCACGGUCCUGAUACAGAGUUCACGUGGGACGGUCCAAUUGCCUAUUCGAGCAUCUAGUAGACGUCAAAAUCCUUAUGGAGUUCCCGAUGUCAUUUAUUUUGAUGAGGAGGCGGAUGACGACACGUAUAGCAACAAUAACACUACCCAAAGUGGUGGGAAGAGUCGCAAGGACAAUACGAAGCGUCAGCAGCAGCAGCAAUCCAAGAAAAAGACUGCGGCCACCACGGCGACUAGUACCUCCACCAAGGGAGUCCUGUGGUUGGAUACAGAUUUGGCGCCGGCAGAAACCCCAGCGGAUACGGAAGAGGACGACGACGAUGAAAUAUCGCCCAGUACAUCGAGGGAUUGCUACAAUCUAUUCAUGACCAAUCCUAGCUCGACCGAAGACUUGCGAGUGUCGGAAGUCUUCCUCAGUCGUCCGGAUUUGAUGAAUUUGCAAAUUCAUGGACAACUACGUGCACCAUCCCAAACCGUCACUCAGUGGUGGAAUACUGCUCCGAGACAAGAUGGUCAGGAGAAGGAAAUACCCGACCAACUGGGAGCACUAUUGAUUGAACCUGGAGAACAAAGAUACGUGGUGACAGUGUGCACUGCGGGUAAUACGUCAGCGUACGGCGAUUACUCCUAUGACAGCAAACUCAACGACGAGGAUGAGUUUGGACCUAUCGUGGUCGACGAGGGUGAAGAAAACGUCAAAGGUACCUUUGCUAGUGCUGCCAGGACAGCUGCGAGAGCUCUGCUCAUGGCAUCGUCCGCAAAGUUCAGCUUGGGAUUCAUCCAUAUCAAAACAGAAGCCGGAGAGAACUUUUUUGUGGCUUUGGAGAGAUUGCGGAAGCAGUGCCGAACUUCGGCAGGUGGUGCCGGUAGUGGUACCCCCAAUGACAGGAACAAUCCGCAAUCAUCUCCCAGUUUGGCCCCCGCUGAGCACCCGAGCAAACAACAAGUCUAUCCACCUUCGUAUCAUCAUGCAUUGUAUCAGAUGGAAAUGCAACCCACCGAAGAACUUGUGUCUCUCUACGACAAAGCGUCCACGGUGGCGGCACCGGCAACGCCACUUGUCACGAGUGCAUUGCAAUCGAUACCGCCCCGUGUGGACUUUUCCUUGCUGUCCAGUUCAAGUCCUACCGUAGUCUCAUAUUUGAGUAUUCACAAUCCUAAGGAUUAUCCCAUCAAAAUCAUGAGAUCUGGUGUCGCUGUGGAGAUUGAAGAUGAACUGGAUUCCAGCCAGCCAAAUCCGGAAGAGCUUGGUUUGCAUAUGAGCGUCAAAAUAAAGAACUCGUACUUGGAACCGAAUGCGGUUACCAAAGAGGCGCUCAAGAUAACCUGCAGCAUCCGGUGGGAUCGUUUCCAGUCACAUAAUCUGGAGUCAUUGUUCUUUCAUGGAAACGCUAUAUUGAGAGCCACUGCGCACGUUGACUUUGAUUACAACCAGUGGAUUAAGAACUUGGUCACCACAAACUCCAAGAGACAACAGGGCAAAAUCUUGAUAGCCAAUGAUUACGCAGAGCCCGGUAAAGCGGAUGCCAACAGCAAACAAACUGAAUUCGUGUUGGAGAUCCCGUUGUCUGUGUCCAUGGUGCAGGGCAAAAUUGGGAUCAUGAUUCAUCGGACUUCCCACCCAUUUCCACAUCUGUGGGCAGUCCAGUCUUGGCAGGAGGGAUUGGGAAGUGUUUCCAGCAUAUUCUAUCCGCAAAAACCAUUCGAUAUCCGCGCGGAACUCGAUUCUGGUGAAGGCCCGUUGACUGAACCUAUAUUUGGUCAGGAGGGAAUCGAGCACAAGCUACGGAUAUUUGCCAACAUCAACAUUCCUUCGCGAGCCGGUAACAGACAUGAUGAUUACCAACCACAAUCACUACAAUUAGCAAGUGCUACAGUGCUGGACGAGGAUGAGGAGCAGGGCGAUGACUCUUCUGGUGAAUCAGGGCAAAAUGAUGACAUCUGUGGACGUUUUCACGUUUCCGUGGGUCCUCCUCCGCAUGACGAUUUCCCGUUUCAUGGAUUCAACGAUGUUGGUUUGGUGCACAUAGAAUACAGCUUUCCCGAUCCAGCAGAGACGGAGGUAGAUGCUUCAUCUGAGGACGAAAUAGAGGACAACGGGUUUCCUGCAUACCCCAAGUACUGUUAUUUGUCCCUCACAACGGACCCCUACACUGAAUUGCAUCAGAUUCCUUUGAUUGUGUAUCCGGGCCAAACCGAAAUAACCGCCACGCAGGCCCCAGAUAGCAUGUUGCAGUCCAAGCACAAGCGGAAGAAAAACAGGAAGAAGAAACGGAAGAAAAAUAAACCAAAGGAAAAGGAUGUUGAGGCUGUUGACGUCGAGGCGUCUGGUGCCAAUUCUCACGCGAUCGUCGGAUUCGAUGGGCUUCUCGACUGGUUUCAGACAACAACAGUAGGGGAAUCACUGAAGAAUUUCUUGGUGAACACCAGCGACCGCGACUGGGGAUGGAGCAAGCGUCAAAACGACGAACAGCUGCUACGAAAAUAUGUGGCAAGUCUAUGUGGCAAGUCCAUGAAUUUGAGGACUGCCCACCUCCGGCCCAUUCUGAUGAAGGUUGGUGCCAUUAGACACGGAACAGUCGAGAGUUCUUCUUUCUACCUGACGAACCACAAUCCUAUUCCCCUUCUCGUCAGUGUUGACGUGGGCGAAGUGGAGGGGAUGAGCAUUUCUCUGGCGAGGACUCCCACUCGUGGACAGGGCGAUGGACAGAACAUCCUCGACCACUUUCCUAAGCGGCGAAACAGUGCCAUGGGCGGUCCCUUUCAACAUCUUGUCGCCGAAGGAGAGUACGAAGGGCAUCCCUUGGAAGGUUUGAGAAAGUUUUUGAAAACGACCGACGUUGCGCAGGAGUUUCUCAGUGUUUUUCGCUAUCGAGACGCAAUCUCUCUGAGCCAUCCUUCGGUCGAUCGUCAGCCUCUUCUUGAUACGCUAUACAAAAAGUACGCCUUUGGCGAAUUUCAUCGGGACCCCUUGCCGAUUCGAUUUGGUCAAGAUGGUUGGUCUCGUUGUAGACGACGGAAGAAGGGCCAAAGGUCGUCGCGACAAUUCGUGGAGCCCGAUUACGAGUACAACUCAACGAGCACUUAUAGCGACGAUGAAGGUCUCUACUUGUCAGACGAAUACAAUACCCGCACAAUCAGAGCAGGCAGGGGGCCUCUGAUGGUAUCAGACGAUUACAGCACACCCAGGCCGUUGAAGGUGUGCUGGGAUAAGGUCGCGGAACCAAUGGAAUAUCCGUCCGAUGGCACCUACACGAUAAUCCCCCCCGGCUCUGUUGCGCGGUUUGAAGUGAAGUUGCAUGCUCCGCCGAAAUCAAUGCUCAAAGACGACAUUACUCGGUUUCUAUCCACCGGAUUAGUUUUGUCAACUGAUCACGGAGAGAUACUGCCAAUAUUUGUGUCAUUCGAGGCCUUGCUUGGUGAGGUGCAGGUGGCGAAGCCGAAGGCAGCGAAGCCCGGAAGCCAGUCUAUUCCUCCUCAAUGUGCAAGAGCAGACUCAGGGAAGAAACACUCAGGGAAGGCACACUCAGGGAAAAAGGAUACUUCGACAAGCAAUGCCACAGUUAUGCAGGUGCCAGCGAACCUCUUUCAUGAAGCUCUACAUGAUCUAGGUGAUCAGCUUAGCACUACCGACAACCAAGUCUGUGCAGGACUUGACCCAACCAGACAUGACCAAGCUCUGCCAUUACGCCUUAAAUCGUCCUUCUCGCGCGAUACUCGAUUGGUUGGUGUUUCAAGUUGUAACCCAUGGUUUGAGGUUACCGUAGACGAGGAUGACGGAUCUCGCCCAUUCUUGCCUGGGUACCGUGAAGCGGGUUAUCAGAAAAUUGUGGACAUUGGCGCAGUGAGAAGUACAAUUCGUUGCAAUUCCAGGUGGAGCUACAUUUCGAAGCCAGCUUAUCCAUCGUUCUAUCAGUGUGCUCUAAAAUGGCUGUCAGAGCGAUCAGAGCUUCAACCAGGUGGGUGCGGAGUAUCAACAUCCACAAGAAGCACCAGUUCCAAUGAUGAUAGCAACAUGGUGCAUGUAGCUGAACACAGCGGAGUAAGGCGAGCAGUCAAAGCCUUUGAGAAAGCGCUGUUGGUGUCGAGUUUUGCAUUUGGGAGCAGUCGCAAUGAGACUUCCUCGGUUAGCACGAUCAGUCAAAACGAGAACAAGCGGAGGCUGCCGUCUGGGGAUGGUCUGGUGCCCCCCUUGGUCCUCGAUGUUUUUGCAGAAGCUUGGGAUGCUUGGAGGGUCGUUGCAGACUACGGUUUGCGGAAGCUCAGUUCGACUUUAAAGGCUACGAUUGAAUAUGACUCUGUUGGACGACAUCCCGGAAAGAUUUCAAAUGCCCAAAACCUGUCUGUGUCAAUGCGUGAUAUGAUUCUCCAGACCGUUUUGGCAGCCCCAAAGUUGUUCGAUUGUCUCAGAGCCACCGAAAGUGACGCGAUUGCUGACGCCGUCAUUGGAGAUGACGAUUCACCGUCCGUGGUGGAAUUCACGCCAACCCGGGUUGCCGAUGUGUCGUCUCUUACAAUUCCUCUGCGAAAUCCUACAGCAGUGCCUGUUCGCGUACGCCUAGUGACUGUCGCCCCGCCAAAGAGGAAAAACGCUUCUGCAAACAGUGGCACUAGCGAGAAAGAUCCGGUGAAAGCAAAAUUUUCCGCGGAAGAAGAAGUCAGGAACGCAUUUAUAAAAUCCAGCUCCCCGCCGUUUGUUCAGAACAAGAAGCUGAACACCACAACGCAACAUUAUCAUGCUGGAGUUAUCGCGGAGCAGCUUUGGUGGGAUGGAGCUGGAGGUUAUUUCCUUGCUGACGAAUAUGGAGAUCUCGUUCGCUCCCACCACAACAUCCGCAUCAUGGCUGGUGCUGGGGCCCAUGUGAGCCUAGCGAACCCGUCUCUACAUUCCAAUGUAGCGCUUCUUGUUGGAUGCGGUGCGCGAUGUGGGGUCAGAGACGAGAAGCACUCUCCGUUCAUGCAAGACGGCAAUGAGUCGAAAUUGACCAGCCCACUGGGGGCAUCCGCCGCUGCAGGCAUCACAUUAUCAGGCCGGAUAAGGGCCAAUCUCCCUCAAUUGAACGGCAGAUCUUCGGAGGAACCAGUGUUUGCGGCCGGAGCUGCUUCUCCUGGAGGAAUGGGCGGCGGCCCUGCAGCAUUUGCUAUUCCAUUCUCUGCGCUGGACGAAGUUGUGAUCCCUCCGUUUGGCGAGGCCGAGAUUGGGCCGGUUUUGUUUCGGCCUCCGGGACGUCACAGCGUACAUGGCUGUCAGUCCGCGUCGGAUAGUCGAAUAGUCUCGAUGGCUGGAAACGCAGAGAGAUCCAAGGCCUGCGGCGAGAACGUUUAUGAAUCGAUGAUUUUCCUGGAGAAUUCUUUGACUGGGCUCGAAAGAAUCUCUCUAAGGGGAAAGGCUCUUUGGGAAAGAUUGGUCUUCUUGGACCCACCUCCUGCUGAUACGCACCUAGGCGAUGAGUUUGGCGACGUCGAGCUAAGGUAUGGUCAUUCUGCAUUGAUUUUUUCCGGCAGCAAAUCAACCGGAGAAGCAACCUCGCAUCAGUUGGGGCCAACAGUUCCUGGAUCCGUCAUCAAGGAAGUGGUUGUCCACAAUCCAGGCGACACAACCAUGGACUUCGAAAGCGUGUAUUUGUCAGAUACAUCAAAACUCCACUACAAACACUCUACAUCCAUGUCAUACCGAAAGCAUGACAAUAAGUGUUCAAUGAGUCAGUUUCGGUUGUUGAAUUGCGUCGACAGUGCAAGUGACGCCGAGGACGGUGAAGGUAUCCAGAGUGUCAACGAUGGCUUUUCCCUUGAUCCUGGCGAAAGCAUUUCUCUUUUUGUUGAGCACUUCCCUGACUGUAAGAAGCCUCAUGACUUCAUUGCCGUGAAUCUUGAAAGACGUCGGCAAACAGACAUAUCUCCACCGAAAGGCAGGUUUGGACUUUUGUCUUCUGCGGGAAACAUGCAAGAACCGCAAAGAAGAGUUGGUAUGGAGAUGAACGAUCAUUUCAGGCGGCGCAAGUUUCAGCUUCUCGUAGGAUAUGAAAUGUCGGACGACGAGUUCAAGUCCUGCGCACCUGUUCAACGCUGGGGGUUGAACGUGCGUCGAGUGAAUCGCGGUGUGCGCUGUUCAACAAAGAAGAAAGGAUGCAAGGAAAGCUGGUUCUCCAGGAUGAAUCAUCGCAUCAGGUGGUACGGUGUCAUGACACUUGGCACCGUCGUGCUCUCAGGAUGCAUAGCCUUUUCAUACGCAGCUAUUUACAAGGGGUAUUUAUUCAGGCGGCAAUCAACUCUUUUCUUCGCAUUCAAUCUGACAGGCCGCCGCAAGACUCCCGACAACGGCGCCAGUGACAAGCCAUUAACGCAACCCGGUGGACGUGGAAACUGGGCGGCUGCGUUCCGCUGUUUGGCGCGAGCCGAUCCAUCUUCUUCAGAUCUGCAAACGCUCGGCCGUGAGCAGAUUCGUCAUGUGCUUCUUGGUCGCUACCGCACUUUGGGUGUUUUGUCUCCUCAGUGCCUAUCUAACAAUGGUGUUUUCAACCGUGAAAGAGGCGGUGUUGCUACUAGCGGCAGUCCUUCUAGACAGGUUGGAGGGAAGGAUGGCCAGGUUUCGAGCGGCGACCGAGCUCGUACAUUAAGCGACGCGAUCUACAGGCACAUGGCUGUUCACCAGGACCCCCAUCUUCAAAGCUCGCUUCCGCGUGGUUUGACAUGGCGAGCUGCUGUUGGAAGAGGUAUGAAGUUGCCGAACUUGUCCGAAAAGCCUGGACGCCUCCUGAGGACGUCGGAGCUGCUUCUUCAAAGAGUCGCGCGCGCUAAAGUUGAGGCUGACGCACCAGAGGACGAAGCAGUCGACCAAUUGAAUUAUCAUCACGAUCUAGGCCAGGAAAGCUCUGAGGGAUCACAACAAACCGAUGAUGUAUCCGACGAGCAGCUCUCUGACGGAGACGAGUCGCAACUGCAGGAAUCAUUUGUGUCUGAGUUGAGCGAAGAGCAGGGACCAGAAACUCCUGAUGACACUAGCGAGGAACCAGCACGUAGAGAACCGGCUGAAGAUGCCAAGGCGGCAUCCGGCAUCGAGCCUAUUCUGGACGAGCGCGCUCCUGUCCUCGUCGAAGAGGCGAAACCAGGGGAAAUCCCAGGGGAAACGACCAGUGAUACUGCUGAGAUUCCAGUUGAAAUCCCUGAGGAGAUGCCAGUUGAAAUUCCUGCUGAAAUGCCAGUUGAAAUCCCCGCUGAAAUGCCAGUUGAAAUCCCCGCUGAAAUGCCAAUUAAGCCACCGCCUUCGCCCGAGAGCCCGAAGGAAGAGAAGAAGAUACCUGAUGCACCUAACGGCAGUGAGAAACGAACGAAAAUUGUGCCGGGAGCUGCUGAAGCCAGGGUACCCAAGCAGCAGAAACAAGAGAGCAACAAAAAGGAGACAGGGCCUGCCCCUCAGUCCCAGAAGAAGAAAGAGUCCAAGCGUGACAGGAGAAACCGGCACCAGAAAGCGCGAGCACCAUCGCCAUUCAAAUCAGAUGCUGUUGAUGUUGAAUCUGUUACAAGCUCCCAAGCAAAGCCGAACCAACCAAAGGAAAAAGUUAAGUCGACUGAAGCCAAGGGCCAGCCUCGUUCCGGCAAGAGCAAGGCAGCCGCAGAGAAACCGAAACAGGCAGGGAAAACUAGUCAGAACCAGCGUGAUAAGAAGGCCAACACGGCUUCAUUGGAACCCAAGAGUGGGAAGGGCCCUGAAUCCGAAGACAAGAGUAACAACAAGCGACGAGCCAAGAAGACUGAUGCAUCUUCACAACAAAAGCAAGCCAAAGAUACAUCCAACAAAGGCGUUCAAAACGAAAAGAAGCCCAAGAGUGGCGCUUCAAAGAAAGGGAAGAAGGGCAAGGCCGCAAAGGGGACGCCCGCUGCCACCGUCCCGGCCCCUGCAGCAGCAGCGGCACAAUCGCAAUCAGUAGGAGAGAAAACUCAGCAAAACCCGCCAAAGCAGCUCGCAAGUCUCGCAGGAAGCUCUCCACCAAGACCCAAACCUACAGAGGCGCCACCUGUGCUUCGACCUCCCCCUGGCUUGGCUCCUCCCCCUGGGUUUGGUGCACAAGACGCGACAGCACCACCUCUUUCACGUCCUACCUAUGAGGCCCCGCUUCUGCCACCUUCAGCAUUCUUAAGCGAUGCCAGCAUAUUGGGUAGUCCAUCUUCGACAGUGCUGGGAACCCCCGCGAGAUCAUUGGGAGAUUCCGCCUUUGGUGCUUUGAGUCCUUCCAUCUUGAACGUUUCUGGCGAGCACGCUUCGUUAGCAGGAAUCAACUCCGAAACGCCACUUCGUGGUGUGUCAAGCGUUUUGCCCAGAUCAGCUGCAGGUGAGGCCUUGUUAGCCAGCGUCGCGAGCACCCCGCUCGAUAGACCACUGGAGAGUCCCUUUCAACCGCCUCGCAAUUCUGCCGAUGGCUUUGACGUGAUGGACUUUUUGGACAGCAUAUUGAACGAAGGAAACAGCGCACCUCCGCCAGAAGCUUCACCACAGCGGCCUUCUGAUCCCUUCCUGGCUGGAAAUAGAAGUCCAGUUCCGGCAUUGGCAUCCACCACUCCAGUCCAACCUCCCCUCACAUCCACUCCUUUGCAGCCUCUGUUCUCAUCCGAUCCUUGGGCAACAGAAAGGCAACCACGUGCAUUGGCUUAUGGAAUUACCAUUGACGACAACGGUGGUGCAGCAAAGGAUUUGACUUCGGCAAGCUUGCAUUCUUUGGGCGAAAGCCAGGACAGCAACCCUAUUCCGCUUUUGGACACCGCUGCUAUCUUGAGUGUACCUGUUGUUGAUGACGCGAGCGAAAACACCAACCCCAUCCCACUUCUGAACACUGCACCCAUCUUGUAUGCUCGUGACGGAGACGACGACGAUGAUGACGAGGACAACGGUGACUCUUUCUAUGCUAACCUCUUGGCCGGACUGAACCCCGACAACGAUGACAAUAGUGGAUUCUAGCUAGGUCGCCAGACUAAUAAGAGAUCCAGUUUUGUCGUUGUCUGAAG
Seminavis robusta is the source of this 9341-nucleotide messenger RNA. NCBI's taxonomy places the organism in Eukaryota, Bacillariophyta, Bacillariophyceae, Naviculales, Naviculaceae. The record is from the annotation of a GenBank genome assembly.